Messenger RNA from Fusarium coffeatum, 924 nucleotides. RefSeq lists its product as uncharacterized. NCBI's taxonomy places the organism in Eukaryota, Fungi, Ascomycota, Sordariomycetes, Hypocreales, Nectriaceae. The transcript is spliced from 2 exons. Bases 1 to 924 code for a protein of 307 amino acids. The record is from RefSeq and is a predicted model, not a curated record.
AUGCCGCUGCGUCCCUCACUUCUCUGUAGCUUGCGCCCUGCGCCAAUUCCCCAAGCUUGCGGCGCCAGACUGCUCCGGUGUCGGACACCAGCUAUUGUUGUACAUGGACUGCAAGUUCAGCAGCGAAGAGGUCGACAUGAUGAGGUUGCCAAGAAGAACCAUUACGAACGGCUGAAUGUGAGGCAUGACGCAACACCGGCCGAAAUAAAAAAAUCCUUCUAUUCACUCUCAAAAACACACCAUCCCGACGCCAACCGCUCCGACCCAAACGCAUCAUCCACCUUCUCUCUCAUUUCCGAGUCAUACACAGUCUUGUCUGAUAAAUCUCGCCGUGCAGCUUACGACCGCGAUGUCUUACGCCUACACCACCAUCCCCCACAAACAACCGCUCAACGCGGCUCCUACCACUCCCACCAGGCGGGUGGGCGUGCGCCUUCAGGCUUAAGUCGCAGGAGAGGUACCUUCCGCGGUCCACCGCCGAGCUUUUAUCGAAGCGGAGGAUGGGGAGAGCAAGCGGACAAGCGUCGCAAGGCGCAUGAGGAGAGCACUGGCGGGGGCGGCGCAUCGUCGCACGACCAAGAGGCAACGCACAAUCGUCACCAGAACCCCUGGGGGGACCCUUUCAAGCACGAGUCAUCUGCUCAUGGAGGAAUGGGACCCGGUGACGACCCUUUUGGACAUCAGAACGACGUCCCGCACUUUGAUAGGGAAGGGCAUACACGAACACAUAGACGAGAGGAUGAGCGGCGUAAGGAUCGAAGGCAGAAGAGGGCGAUGGGAGAUGACGACAUCGAAUUCGAGCCGCAGACGAGUAUUACUGGGCAUUUUAUCAUAAUAUCAGGCAUUCUAGCGACGACGAUAUUAGCGCCUCUCAUAUAUAUCCAGUUCAUGAGCAUUGGACGGCAAAAGAAGGAGAAGAGUUAA